AUGAGUGUGAUUGCAGAAACCAACACCCUGAAUCAAUCAGACACACUCAACUUCACAGGCCGUUUGGUUUCCAACAACAAGAACUUCACCUUAGGAUUCAUCAAACCUGUCACCUAUAUCAACAACACUUACUUAGCCAUCUGGAAUUCCAAGUACAGGUCACCUUCAUCUCCAGUUUGGAUCGCCAAUAGAGACACCCCAAUCACUAAUGGAUCUGAUGCAACUCUCUUCAUCGACAAAACUGCAAAGUUUGUGAUCAAUCGAACUCAUGGCCACCCAAUUCAACUAUGCCCUGGUGAAACCACGACCGACAACACCACCAACACAAGAGCUGUUUUGCUGGACAAUGGAAAUCUCGUACUGACUGAAGUGAAUUCCGAUGGAUCUGUCGGUCGGACCUUGUGGCAGAGCUUUGAUUGUCCCACUGACACUCUUUUGCCUGGCAUGAAACUAGGCGUCAAUCACAGAACAGGAAGGAAUUGGACUCUCACAUCAUGGCCGGCUUCUAACGACCCAUCUCCAGGAGCUUUUACACUCGAAUGGGACCCUCAUGGCUUAGAGUUGGUUCUUCGACGUAGAGGGGCUGUGUUCUGGACUAGUGGGGCCUUGAAAAAUCUCAGUGAUCCUGAUGGUGGAAUGACCUUUGGGAACAGAGGACCAGCCCGCCAUCAGACGCACUCUUAUAAGAUGAUGUACACGAGAACUCCAAAUGAAGAGUUCUUCAACUAUACGUUGAAAGAUGACCGUUUGGAUACUGUGGUUCAUAAAAGCAUAGAUUGGAUCAUAGAUUACAAAGGUCGCUUUUCUUUUGAGAACAACGGAGUCCAAUUACAGGAAUAUUGUUAUGGGUACAAGACAAAGGACGACGAGGGAUGUGCAGAAUGGGAACAACCACAGUGUAGGAGUUACAAUACGACGUUUCAGUUGUUGUCUGGGUACUUUAUGAACAAAAGUAAUGGAAACUCCAUUGAUGGUGAUCUUCAACGGAUUGGUCCAGCUGAUUGUAGAGUUAGUUGCUGGGAUGAUUGCGAAUGUCUGGCAUAUCAGAAGAUGGACACGUUGCGUUGUGUUCAAUAUCACCAAGAAGCAGAGUUUCGACCAAAUCCAUCGGGGAAUUCGGAGCAAUUGUACGUUAUCCAACAACCAGAAAAUGGUAAGUUUGCGAUCUGA
Molecule: messenger RNA, 1170 nt
Organism: Neltuma alba
Lineage: Eukaryota; Viridiplantae; Streptophyta; Magnoliopsida; Fabales; Fabaceae
Product: G-type lectin S-receptor-like serine/threonine-protein kinase CES101
Exons: 1
Coding region: 1-1170 (389 amino acids)
Source: RefSeq, a predicted model, not a curated record